Messenger RNA from Caenorhabditis auriculariae, 69 nucleotides. The record is from the annotation of a GenBank genome assembly. NCBI's taxonomy places the organism in Eukaryota, Metazoa, Nematoda, Chromadorea, Rhabditida, Rhabditidae.
ACAGCGGUGCCUCCGGAUUUCUACCUCAUCUGCAAGCACCGCGACAUGGUCACAGCCGAAGGAAAAUAA